CUCACAGCAAUCAGUCUUGCAUACACAGAACAAAAGCUUCUUAAUCCCCGUGUAUCUCUACAAAAAAUGGCAAGAACCAAGCAAACUGCUCGCAAAUCAACUGGAGGAAAAGCUCCGAGAAAGCAAUUGGCGACAAAAGCUGCAAGGAAAUCAGCACCGGCCACCGGAGGAGUGAAGAAGCCCCACAGAUUCAGGCCAGGAACUGUCGCUCUAAGGGAAAUCCGUAAGUACCAGAAGAGUACCGAGCUUCUGAUCCGCAAACUUCCGUUUCAGAGACUUGUGAGAGAAAUUGCUCAAGAUUUCAAGACGGAUUUGAGGUUCCAGAGCAGCGCAGUGGCUGCACUUCAGGAGGCUUCGGAGGCUUAUUUGGUAGGUUUGUUUGAGGAUACUAAUUUGUGUGCCAUUCAUGCCAAGAGGGUUACAAUUAUGCCUAAGGAUAUGCAGUUGGCUAGGAGGAUUAGAGGCGAGAGGGCUUAGAUAUGAUUUUGUAAAUGUCUUGUUUGCAAAACUGUUAGGGAGUAAUCUCAUGUUAUCGUGUUGUGUUUGUACUUGUUCUAAUUGAAAUUAUCUGGGAAUCGUUUCAAAGUUUA
Messenger RNA from Lactuca sativa (garden lettuce), 590 nucleotides. Its product is annotated as histone H3.2. The record is from RefSeq and is a predicted model, not a curated record. NCBI's taxonomy places the organism in Eukaryota, Viridiplantae, Streptophyta, Magnoliopsida, Asterales, Asteraceae. Gene Ontology annotation, cellular component: nucleosome. Gene Ontology annotation, molecular function: structural constituent of chromatin; DNA binding; protein heterodimerization activity.